Molecule: messenger RNA, 2694 nt
Organism: Pseudozyma hubeiensis SY62
Lineage: Eukaryota; Fungi; Basidiomycota; Ustilaginomycetes; Ustilaginales; Ustilaginaceae
Exons: 4
Coding region: 1-2694 (897 amino acids)
Source: RefSeq, a predicted model, not a curated record
AUGCGUCGGAUUGAGCGCUGCAUAACUUACCAUUUGCAAGUCAAGGUUCUGUUUGGUGAUGCAGGCACCGUGGAUCAGUCGCAAGCAGCUGCAAAGCGGCUCAAUGAGGCUUGCGGGCUGCAGCACGACGCUGCAUCGAGACGACUGCCAGAAUUGCUCGUCGGAUUUGCCGAAACCCAUGCAUACCUGUCUGACGUUGCGAUACUGCGUCGGGUCUUGUUGCUCUGCCCUGCCUCGCCUGUUAUCUUGGCCUGCUGUCGGCAUGAGCGUUGGCUCUUCCGUCCCUUGAGAGACUAUCGGACCGAGGACCUCGUCUCAUCCAAGCGCUGCCAAAUUCUUCAAAGCCUGCCUGUCGGUACGAGCAGGCGCCACGGCGGCGUACCACAACAAUACCUACGCAACAUGCCUCGCUCUCGAACCCCUAAGGCGACCGAUGGGUCGAGAAAUGCCAGCGCCGACGAAAGCGAUGCGCCUCUAGAUCCAACAGCUCCCCUUCAGACCAGGCGCACACGCAAGCGCCCUGCUCAAUCCACUCGCGACAGCUCAGCAGAUCGUCCCGUGCCUCAAACCGCCUCUCGAUCCCGGUCUGAAGCUGCCGACGGACCGAGCAACACAGCCAACGCCGGUGCCGCAGAGUCCCUCUCCCAUGCAGACCGACAGCGUCAUGGCGAACGACGCGCAGCUGCUGAAUCUCCCCUCUCAGGACCGUCGACAUUCGAGACGCCGAAUCAGGCGCGCGACCGACUUGCCAUGAUGCAGUCGGAAUUACCUCGCAGCGACAAUCUCGCUCGCUCCCCCUCUCUUCAUCGUUCCGUACGUAGCACGCGCUCUAGCAUCGAGCCUCGCCCUCUCACAGACCAGCGAGAACGGGAUGCAGGCUGGCGAUCUUCGACCAUGGAGCAAGGUCUCUCCAGUCAAUCUUUUUCGUCUCGCUUUAUUGAACAGCCGAUGCCGGCAGAUGCGAUGGAUGGACAAGACGCCCUCAUGAUGUCAGUGCGCGACUUAUCUCAACAGAGUGACAGCAACUCGCUUCAGCCGCUCACGAUCCGCACGCAAAACAUGACUGUCCAGCCUCAGUCCACGUCUCCGUUCACCUCGGCGACGCCCAUGGCGAGGUCCCACAGCAACAUGUCCCCUCCUCGACCGACACGCUCCCUGCCUCGCCGUCGAGCUUCGGCCCGCACACAAACCCGACCGCAGCACUCUGGCUCCAACAACGCCUCUCCCUCCUACCCACUUCGAUCGCGCUCGACUUCCAGCUCCAACAUUCUUGCACCCAGCAAUUCCACGGCCAACAUCCUCGCGUCCGGCCAUAGUCGUCACAAUUCCGCAACCGGCUGUCUUCCACUCGGCGGAGGCUUCGACCCCUCCCACCUCCCACCGUCUGGAUCGUUGACGCCGCGAACGCCUCUGGCCGAGAUUCCGCUCUGGUUGGCGGAUAUGCGCAGCGACAGUCGCAGGAGCAGCACAAGCUCGUCCAGCUUCUUGGAUCGAGAAGAUCCGUCAAGCGCGUCCUUAGCUUUGCCCACACGACAUGCCAGGACGAUGUCCACGUCGUCCUCGUCAGGACCGUCGAGCCCGGGCGCCACACGCAACGGUCCUACGUCGCCCGCCGUGGCCUUCCGCCGCUCGUUGCGCGGAAGCAGACCACGUCCGAGCGACGAGAAUGCCCGAGUCAGUCCCUCGCCCUCGUACUUUGGCGAGUACGAUGCACUCCCAUCGCCUUCCCCUUCUUCCUUCCGAGGCGAUUUGACACCUUUCGACGAGUCGUUCGAUGCCAACACUAUCCUACCGUCGGGCGUGCUCCACAUGGGCACUGCAUCUCCUCCGACACCCUUGGUGCAGGUGCAGCAGACCCCGAGCCCGGCCAUGUCGACGCGCAGCCGGACGCUCAACGGUGCAGGCUCUGUACGUGGCAGGAGGCUCACCAACCCGCUCAACACGCCGGCCUCGGUCGAGCCACUUGGCGUGCCGUAUGGCACUGUGAGAGCGCAGCAGCAGGAUCCUCCGUCCGCGUUUCACCAAGCAAGGUCCAACGCGCAGGAACGGAGGACGCGCAACAGCGAUGUGCAGAGGGCCGGCACGUUGCACGAACGUCGAGCUGCUGCUGCUGCUUCCCAGAGUGCUGCCGCACGUGGCAGCAGCCGUCCGAGCUCGAGGACGUCGUCGCCUGCGCAUGGAACGCGGUCUUCUCGACGACGCAGCAUCGCAGCAGACGCUCAGGCGAGCCCGGCACUGGACAACAGCGCGUUGGGCCCUCGACCGGGUCGAUUGCCGCCUCUGCAGAUCCCCAGCGUUCGUGUAGCUCGUGAGGCUGGUUCGACAAUGCCCGACGCAUCAUCACUGGUGGCCACGAUUCCCGAGCAAGUUUCGGAAGGAGAGCGGUGGGUUCACGGUUCACAGGCGGCGCAACUGGAACCUGGCUCUCCCUCAGCAUUCUCCGAGAUGACCAGCUUGACGCAAGGUUCGACCGCAUCGGAAAGCAUCAACAGCGCCAACGGCAUGCCCGUCACCCCCUCGUCGACCCAAUCGAUGCUGGACCCCUUUGCGCAAUCGGCUAUGCACGACGCCGGAAUUGUCGAGGCUGGCAUCUCCGUCGCUGGCAGUCGAGCGCAAGGAAAACCGGCUCAAGCAUCUCGUGAUGCAGAUUCGGUGGAAGAGGCUGCCGGCAUCCAACUUCGUCCUCGUUCGUGA